Messenger RNA from Brassica napus (rape), 3716 nucleotides. Its product is annotated as zinc finger RNA-binding protein. NCBI's taxonomy places the organism in Eukaryota, Viridiplantae, Streptophyta, Magnoliopsida, Brassicales, Brassicaceae. The coding region runs from base 227 to 3520 and encodes 1097 amino acids. Gene Ontology annotation, biological process: regulation of gene expression. The transcript is spliced from 9 exons. Gene Ontology annotation, molecular function: nucleic acid binding; RNA nuclease activity; zinc ion binding. Gene Ontology annotation, cellular component: peroxisome. The record is from RefSeq and is a predicted model, not a curated record.
GUAUCGUAGUACAAAGGAAAAUAAAUGAAAAAGACGACUCCGAGAAAAGAAAAGCCAAAGGUUUCUUCGUCGAGAUGGUAAAGCUAAUAAGAUGGAACCUUCUCCAUUAUUGUUAGCUUACCUUACUAUCUCCGACCACAUUUAGAGAGAGAGACAAAGUUGAUUUUGUGUUUAUUCUUGCUUCAUCUUCAAACUCAACUGUGAUUUCUCUCUAUAUUCUCCGGCGAUGAUGACGACGGCGGAGGGUGAGUACUCGAAGGCCAAAACAUCGGUUUGGUGGGACAUAGAGAACUGCGAGGUGCCUAAAGGAUGGGACGCGCACUCGAUUGCUCAGAACGUGAGUUCUGCUUUGUUGAAUAUGAACUACGGUGGCCCUGUCUCAAUCUCCGCGUACGGAGACACCAAUCUGAUCCCAAAACCUGUUCAGCAAGCCUUGUCUUCUACUGGUGUUGGUCUUAAUCAUGUUCCUGCAGGAGUGAAAGAUGCGAGCGACAAGAAGAUACUAGUGGACAUGUUACUGUGGGCUGUAGACAACCCUUCACCAGCCAACUUCAUGCUCAUCUCCGGCGAUAGGGACUUCUCCAAUGCUCUCCACCAGCUAAGCAUGAGGAGGUACACUAUUCUCCUCGCUCAGCCUCCACGUGCCUCGCCUCCGCUUAUUGCUGCUGCCAAAUACGUAUGGCUCUGGACAUGCCUAGCCUCGGGAGGUCCUCCUCUUACGAGUGGUGAAUCUUCUCGACUGGUCGACAGUGGUCGCUCUCUUGUCUCUAACUAUGAAGAGGCGAAAGGUCCAGUUUCUGAACAAAGUCAGUCAAACAAACCAACUGAUUCAACUCCUGACGCUCGAAGAAAUAUGCUUCAGAAUGGCAGAAGAGCCGCAUGUGAAUCUGUUGCUUCUUGUGGUGGCUUUGAAGCGCACCACUCAGAUAUAAGAAAUACAUCACAGGCUGCAUUUGUAGUCAGCAACACAGCUCAGGCCAACGUUUCAGCCAAACCCAUACUUGAAGCAUCGUUUGUAGCCAGUCACAAAGCUCAGGCUGAUCUUUCCGCCAAACCCAUACAUGAAGCAGCGUUUGUAGCCAGUCAAAAAGCUCAGGCUAACGUUUCGGCUAAACCCAUACAUGAACCAGCGUUUAUGGCCAGCCACAAAGCUCAAGCCAACGUUUCAGCCAAGCCCAUAUAUGAACCAGCGUUUGUGGCCAGUAACAAAGCUCAGGCCAACGUUUCAGCUAAACCCAUACAUGAACCAGCGUUUAUGGCCAGCCACAAAGCUCAAGCCAACGUUUCAGCCAAGCCCAUACAUGAAGCAGCGUUUGUGGCCAGCCACAAAGCUCAGGCCAACGUUUCAGCCAAGCCCAUACAUGAAGCAGCGUUUGUGGCCAGUCACAAAGCUCAGACAAACGUUUCAGCCAAGCCCAUACAUGAACCAGCGUUUGUGGCUAGUCAAAAAGCUCAGACUAACUUUUCAGCCAAGCCCAUACAUGAAGCAGCGUUUGUGGCUAGUCAAAAAGCUCAGGCCAACGUUUCAGCCAAACCCAUACAUGAACCAGCGUUUGUGGCCAGCCACAAAGCUCAGGCCAACGUUUCAGCCAAGCCCAUACAUGAAGCAGCGUUUGUGGCCAGUCACAAAGCUCAGGCCAACGUUUCAGCCAAGCCCAUACAUGAAGCAGCGUUUGUGGCUAGUCAAAAAGCUCAGGCCAACGUUUCAGCUAAACCCAUACAUGAACCAGCGUUUAUGGCCAGCCACAAAGCUCAAGCCAAAGUUUCAGCUAAACCCAUACGUGAAGCAGCGUUUGUAGCCAGUCAAAAAGCUCAAGCCACCGUUUCACCCAAACCCAUACAGGAAGCAGCGCUUGUGGAACCUGUGUUGUGCAAUGUUUGCCAGAUCAGCUGCGCCAAUAAAGAUGCAUAUACCAGUCACACCUAUGGUAAAAGACAUCGAAAGAACUUGGAGCUGCAAACUGGUAAGUCCGAAAACAUGUCGCGUGGGGAGAAACAGAAGAAUAGGAAGAAGAACGCGAGUGAAGGUAGGACUAAACCAAAAGGGCAUUAUUCUUGUCGUUUGUGCAAUGUGGUAUGCCAGAGUCAAGUUGCCUUUGAGUCUCAUCUGAAGGGUCAGAAGCAUGCUACCAUGCUGAGUCAAUCAGAGGCGUUCACUAAUUCUAAGAAGCUUCAAGAGAAAGGUGUCUGUGAAAAAGUUCAACCAAGAGAAGCAGUUGCAGAGCCUAAACCAAAGGGACUCAUUGAUUCUAACAAGCUUCAAGAGAAAAGCGUCGGAGAAAUGGAUCAACCAAGAGAAGCAAUUGUAGAGCCUCAGCUGCAGUCUCAAAUUGCUCAAGAGAAUAGCAAGUGCUUUGAGAAGCAUGUUGCCAUGGUGAAUCAAUCAGAGGCACUCGUUGAUUCUAGGAAGCAUGAAGAGAAAGUUGUCCGAGAAAAGGUUCAACCAAUGGUAACAGUUGCAGAGCCUCAGUCGCAGUCUCAAGAGAACACCAAGUUCUGUAUGAAGCCCAACGAAGAGUACAGAGAGAUAUAUGGCGAAUCAAAAAGCAGUGUUAAAGAAAAUUGUUCAAGUACUAAAGACUGGGUAGAGACUGUCUUCUUCGGUGAUUUUGGAGUAUCAGUGAAAGCAAGAGAAUGUUUUGAUGGCAUUGCCAAGCCAGUAAACCUGUCUGGAGUGCAGGAAAAGGAGGUGAUGGUACCACAGGGUUUAUCAACAGUGGUUUGUGAUAUUAAACCUCAUUGGACGAACAAAAACCAUACUACGCCUGGUUUUGUAGCCAGUGAUGGUGCUAGGUCCAGCGUUUCAACCAAACAUAUAACGAAGGAAACAAAUGUUUGGCCUGUCUUCUGCCAUGUCUGCCAGAUCAGCUGCGAGAGCCAGGUUGCAUAUGCAAAUCACAUCUGUGGGAAAAUACACCAACAGAAGAGGGAGAGGAUGUCCGAGAGAGACGCCAUGCUUUCUAAGGAGAAUGCAGAGAGAUUGAAGAAGGUAUUGAGCAAAAGCCAAACCGCCUUUGCUUCUCAGAACCAUGCUGCCGUGGUCAAGGAGCAAACAGAGCAGGCACACGUUGAUUCACGGAGAACUCGACAAGAAUUGGAACAGGCACUCAUUGUCGACUCAAGGAAAAUCCGAGAAGAAGGCGGUCGAGAAAAAGAAACAACACUUGUGAAGACUAAGGACCAUGUGUUUCAAGGAGCACAAGAAGACAAAGAGGAAGUAAAGGAGAUAAGCCACAUAUCUGAGAGCAUCACAAAUGCCAUGUUGCAUGCCUUAACUGAACUGAAUCAAGAGUCUUGUAUACCCAAAGAAUUGAGACUUGAGAGAGUACAACUUCCAGCAGACAGGAAUGUGACCAAGAAGUUUGAAGAUGGGUCCAAGCAUAGGCCCCUACCAACACCAUCGCAACCCGUAAAGGACUUUGCAGGACUUAAGGAGCAUCCCGGAGAGGCUGCCAAGAGGGAAGAGGCUAAGGUCCAACCUGAUAACUUUUGGACCAGACUUUGGGGGAAAAAGAGUUAAAAAAGCUUUGCUGAAUAAUUGUCUGAUUUAAAACUAUAGUUUAUGGUCGACUAUUGCAUUAUAUGUAUGUUUAGUUGGUGUUCUAAUGAGACCGAGGGAAUAUAAUUUAAGUAAUGAUUUGAAUCAAAAACUAAAACAUAAUCCAGUUGUAAAGCUCUUCAAUAGCUUCUCCUAAUGUCAAGUCAUUUUUAUAAUA